AUGUCACUUAACCAACUACAAGGUUUAUAGUUUAUUUAUAUUUACAUUUUUCAACUUCCUUAAGUCCUUCUUGAACCCGAACCAUACAUAGUUAAGUUCCAAUAAGCAUGACAUCGGUUCAGGAAAGGCUUCAAUUGAAACGAGAACCAUUAGAUAAAUGGUCCGUAAGAGAACAACUUUGUUUGGCUUCUGCAGUUUGUAGAAGUGGCGACCAGAAUUGGAUGUCUGUUUCCAGAGCUUUAAAGCCUUUUGGUGAACCAAAUCGACCGUCUGACUGGUUUCAUUUAAAAAAUUGUGCGGCACAGUAUGGCAUGUUAUUGGGUAAUGUCGAAACUCCUAAGAGAAAAAAUAAGAAAACCACUAUUGACUCUGGUGGGGAAACGCCGGCAGAAAGUAUUUUAAAAAGACUAAGUACCGAGAGGCAAGUAGAAUUGAAGAAACUUCUUGCAGAAGAAAAGGCAGAGUAUCAAAAAUUACAAGAGGAUAUGAUUCUGCUUCAGUCAGGAAAGGUAUCAGAGGAACAGUUAGAUAAGUGGUGUCAGGAAAUAGAAGAUGAAGAGAACCAAAAAGAACAGGAAUCCAUAACACAUGCCAGAUGGUUGAAAGAGAGGGAACUACGUAAACAGGAAAUUGAAAAGGUCUGGAGACCUUCAAAAACUAUAAUGGGACAAAAACGUAAAAGCUCAGAUCGCCUAGACAAUCUGGUAGAACAAGAACAUAUGGAUGAGAUUGUCCUUCAACAGCAACCACAGCUCAAUCAACAACAACAUCAUCAAAUCUAUUCACAACCUUCAGAGACAAUGAAACCUGCACUUUCUCCUUUACUCACAAGUUUAUUAAAGUCUCCUUCACAAGUUCCAAGCACCCCUAUUCUACAUACAGCUAUUACCAAUAGACCUAUUCCUAAUACUAGUACCAAUCCUAUGAUAGCAAGUUUAUUAAAUUCAUCACCUACUGUAACAGUAUCUCCUGGUUUACAACAACUUGUUAGUUCAGCUAUUGGCCAAGAAACGCCUGAAUUGGUAGGACAAAUUCAUCACCAUCAGCCACACCAGCACCAACCUAUUACAAAUGAUAUCUUGGAUGAUCCAAGCUUGCCUAACAUCAAAAUUGACGAUUUAGCGAACAGCAUAUUAGUCCAGGAUGGUCCCCUGCCAGAAAUAAAGAAAGAAGAAGUCGAUGAUAUUAUAUCGGAAAUCAUAGAGAAUGCUCAUGAUAUUGUAACUGAUCCUGAGCAUCAUUUAGAAUUGGACGGAAACGGAGAUAUUAAUAUUAAUUUAGAAUUUGACGAUGAAGAUGACCUUCAGGACAUUGUAGAGCCCAAGAUUGAGCCAAAAGAAGAAAAGAAAGUGGAAGAAAAAUUUGUUACUCCUGCGCCGGUUGUGGAUCCUUUUGAAUUCCAGGAGGAUCCCAUCAUUCAGCCUUCGGUGAAGGUUUCCAACAUUAACAAACAAGAUCACAAACCUUACGUUCCCCAGUACCAGCAACAAGCUUCUUAUUUAGAGCAAACAAGCCCCACCGACAAAGAGAUCGAACUGCAACAGAAUAGAAAUCAGUAUAUUUCUAACGUCGAAGAGCCGAAAGAAGAAACGAAAAAUAUUUCACCGGUUAUAUCACAGCAUCAACAAAGUGAAGAACCUCAACAGGAACCACAAGAGGAAGAGAUGGAAAAAACUGAACAGUCCGCGGUUCCGGGCUCCGUCGAAAUAGUAGAAGUUGUGGUAACUGACGACGAUGAGCUAGAUAAAGAAAAUUCCAAAUCAGAAGUAAUAAGUUCAGAAAAAUCGAACGAUUCCGAAGAUGUUAAGUCGAUAAGAACGGAAAUUGAAGAAAAAAUCAAAACUGAAAAUGAAGAAAGCAGUCCCACGGAAAGCAAAGAUACGACAUCGAUUGCUACGUACGAAGAAUCUUCCGAGACGUCAGAUUCGGUGGCCGAAGUUAAAAAAGAGCCUGGAAACGAUGUUGAAAUUAAGACUGAGUUCGGGGAUGAAUUGUUUGAUGAGAUGAAUAUAGAAGUUAAAUUUGAUAAAAAUGCAAAGAAGAGGGAUUAUUCCAGGACAAAGAAAAAGGACGAAAAAGAUUUUAAUAUGCUCCUUGAUUUGGACAAAUCCAAUAUUGAAGACCAAGAUCUAACGGAGGAGACAAUGUCCGAUAAUGCAAUGGACGUCGAAAAGAAAGGCGCAAAAUCAAAAGUAAAGGCAGAGACAGACCGAUCAAACAGCCCAUGGACGGAGGAAGAGGAUGGAGGUAAAAGUAGUAAAAGAAGAUAUUCAACGCCAGUCACACCUACCGAUUCGGUGACACCCACCGACUCUCCAGUAUCCGUUUCGGCUUUUUAUGACGAUGAUAAGGAGUACAGGAAUUGGAAAAAGUCUGUGAUUUUAGUCUACAAUCGAUUGGCGACAAAUAAAUAUGCCUCAUUGUUUUUGAAACCUAUUAAUGAUGAUCAGGCGCCAGGUUACAGUACUACAGUUUACAGACCGAUGGACCUUCUCACAAUCAAAAAGAAUAUCGAAAACGGUACAAUUAGAUCCACCUUGGAAUUUAAACGCGAUACGAUGUUGAUGUUUACGAAUGCAAUAAUGUACAAUAGAACCGAUAGUCUAGUUUAUAAAAUGGCGUUAGCGAUGCAACAGGAAUGCAUAGAACCUAUCGAGAUACUCAUGAUGGCGGAGAGCCACAAUGAUUUUUCGCUUAGAAGAGAAACUAGAACGAGUGAACUGGGAACAAAGAGAAAGAGGACGUUCACAGAUGAGGUUUUAAUAAAGUCGACGUCGAAAAAGCGAAAAGAAGAUUAGCAUUACGCCAAUAACAUCGGCAAGAGAAGAUGUACCUAUGAAUUUUCCAGUGGUAGUUCCCAAUGGAACGAGUUUUGGUGGUAAAAAAAUUUUUGAAUAGUAGUUUUAGUAUUUGUAAAUAUAGACUUAUGUGAAGAGAAUAAUAAAUAAAUUGGAAUA
This is a messenger RNA of Diabrotica balteata, 2957 nucleotides long. Lineage: Eukaryota; Metazoa; Arthropoda; Insecta; Coleoptera; Chrysomelidae. The record is from the annotation of a GenBank genome assembly.